This is a messenger RNA of Verticillium dahliae VdLs.17, 1599 nucleotides long. RefSeq lists its product as uncharacterized. The coding region runs from base 1 to 1599 and encodes 532 amino acids. The transcript has 3 exons. The record is from RefSeq and is a predicted model, not a curated record. Lineage: Eukaryota; Fungi; Ascomycota; Sordariomycetes; Glomerellales; Plectosphaerellaceae.
AUGGCCCCGCCCCGCGACGAUCAUCUUGAUCAUUCCAAAAACCGCAAGCCGGGGAUUCAAGGAAGCCGCAACGACAAUGAUGAUGUUGGCCGCAACCUCGAGGUCGCUCAGGUCACCGUUCCCAACCUUCCCGACGAUCUACUCUCAGGACAAGCACCUCCGCUUCCAGACCGUCGGGUCAACAGACAGCAGUCACAACCUUUCGAGGGCCAAAACCAUGUAAUAGCUGGGGCCGAAAAUGCAGGCCAGAGCAGUCAACCAAACAUCCCGUCGAGCUCUUCAGAGCGCCAGACGAGCGGCGGCUUCGAGGGGCUUUUGCAAGACAACAACAUCGGUAUCAUGAUCAGGACGCAAGAAAAUCUGGUUGCCCACAUCGAGUUCUUAACUGCGAGGACUAAGCUGGCCGAGGAGAGGCAGGCACGCGCUGAACAUGCACUAGAGGAAGGCAUCAGAUCAAGGAUCGACCUGAAUGAGAAGCUCAGGAAGAUUGAAAGUUUCCCAGAGAAUCUGGAAGAGACAAAGAAGGAGAACGAGGCCUUGAAAGAACAACUUCGGGACGCUCAGUCGCAUAUUUUCAGCCUGCAGCCGUAUCGGCAAGAUGUAACUCCCGAGGAAGUCGGGCGUCAAUACGCCGAUCUCGUCAAUGGUAUCAGUGACUGGGUUGCACAGUUCAUGUCCCCUUGGCUCGAUCACCAUCAAGAAAGUCUGGAGAUUAUAUUGAAUGGGCUACGUCAUCGGCCCGGGGAAGCGGCCAUGAUCAAGCACGCACUUUCCAAAAGUGCUGAUCUCGUCCACGCAACCAAGUAUCCCGACACAGACGAAGAUGUCGUGAUAUCUCUGAUUUUGCGACACCUUAAUGAUCAUAUCUUCCAAAAGACACUCUACGGUAUCUUUCCGGACCAAAUCCGUCUGCUCCAGGCAAUUGAACGCGCCAUGCAAGCUACCGAGCCAAAGCGAGAUCUUUUUGCUACUCGCACCUGGAUUGCCGAAGCGUACACAGCUCUCAUAAACAUGGACGAAUUCCGAUCGAAGCGCCAAAAGAGAGAGACAGAGAUCGCAGAGGACCUGGCCACGCUGCUGGGCAUCUUUUGCAGUCGUGAUCAGAUAGAUGGUUUCCGUGCGGAAUUCAUCCAACAAUGCGUCCGCCCCGCAAUGAACUUAUACGAAAAGAUCCUGAUUUCGACGCACAUUUUCUAUCUGGACCCUAUACCAUACGUGGCCUGGGUGCAUGGCAGCAAAGGCGACGUAGAGCUGUCUUCUAGCUUUUGGGAACACGUGGCUGAACACAAGCUGGAGUGUAAAAACGUUUUGCAGAAUCGCAAAAAAAUCGACCUCCGCAAGCUAAGUCCCGAGCCGACAAAGAGGGAGCUCUGUCAGAAUCUCGAAGUGGUAUGCAUGGUGGCACCGUCGAUGUGCAUGCGUCAAAUUGGCAGACAGAAUACUGUUAGAGAACCUGAUUUGGUAUGUAAACAGCAGAUGCUUGUCGCUUGGGGGUCUGUAGAGAAGCGAAUCAAGUUCAGAGGCGGUGACCAGACACUGAUCAGCGCCAUCUGGGAAGUCAACAAGCGUGAAAGCCGGGCUGGAUGUCGGUGGGCAUAG